AUGUUUGCAUUACUUCUUUUUAUUGCUUGUAUAAAUGCACAACCAUUUAUGAAUAUGUAUGGACAACAACUCCCAUAUGCAGAAGAACAAGACGCCUUCAGAGCUGAACAAGUACUUCAUGGAUUAAAUAUGAAAUAUAUGCAACUUCGUGAUGAACUUUAUAGAACAACAUUUAGAUUAAGAGGAACUCAAAGAAGAAGAUAUUUCUCAUCAUCUCCAAUUGAACUUUAUGGAUCAGAACACACAGUCCAAUUCCUCAAACUUAAAGAAUUUAGAUUACGUAGAACUAUUGCUAUCAUUCUCAAACAAAUGGCUACAGUUCUUACUUCAAUUAAUAAAAAUGAUAGAAAUAUGGUUGUUAUGCAUUUAGGUCUUCCAAUGUCAACUAUUAAUGCUAUGAAACAAGCUAUCAAAGCUAAAGUACCAGAAGUUCCUCAAGACAUUCCAUUAGUUGGACCUCAAACUCCAUUUGGGUUUAGACCAUAUUAUUAAAUGUUAUUGAACCGUUUAAAUCA
Molecule: messenger RNA, 515 nt
Organism: Entamoeba histolytica HM-1:IMSS
Lineage: Eukaryota; Evosea; Mastigamoebida; Endamoebidae
Exons: 1
Coding region: 1-492 (163 amino acids)
Source: RefSeq, a predicted model, not a curated record